This is a messenger RNA of Vigna unguiculata (cowpea), 1174 nucleotides long. RefSeq names its product zinc transporter 3-like. The record is from RefSeq and is a predicted model, not a curated record. Gene Ontology annotation, cellular component: plasma membrane. Lineage: Eukaryota; Viridiplantae; Streptophyta; Magnoliopsida; Fabales; Fabaceae. Gene Ontology annotation, molecular function: zinc ion transmembrane transporter activity. Gene Ontology annotation, biological process: zinc ion transmembrane transport.
AUGAGCAAAACUCACCCGCAUUGUACACGUGACAUCACGUGGAUCUUCCUCUUUCUGCUUCUCACUCUUCUUCUUCUUCCGUGUCUGGUUGAUGGCGACGGCGAUGGCGAUCAGUGUAAAUGCAAAAGCGACGAAGACGAAGGUGGAGAAAAGGUUGACAAGGAUUUGGCCAAGAAGUACAAAAUCGGAGCUCUUGUUUCGAUUCUGGUCGCAAGUGCAAUCGGCGUCACGCUUCCAAUGCUCAGCAAAAUUUUCCCCGCCUUGCAUCCGGAGAAGGACUUCUUCUUCAUGGUGAAGGCCUUCGCGGCUGGGGUCAUAUUAUCAACCGGUUUCAUUCAUGUCUUGCCAGAUGCUUUUGAGAAGCUGUCACCUCCGAGUCUCUGUCAACAUCCCUGGCACGAUUUUCCGUUCGCAGGAUUUGUUGCAAUGGUGGCCGCCAUUGGAACGCUUAUGGUUGAUUCUCUCGCGACUGCAUAUUUUAAAAAAUCCACGCUAAGCGCCAUGGAUCGAGUUGCCGACGAAGAACAUAAUCGCCAUGCAACAACUCAUCAUGAGCAUUCUCAUGCUUCGAUGUCUUCUCCUUCCACGAACCUCCUUCGCCAUCGUGUUAUUUCUCAGGUGCUGGAGUUGGGGAUUGUGGUGCAUUCUGUGAUAAUAGGGAUCUCUCUGGGUGCAUCUGAAAGUCCUAAAACGAUAAGGCCUCUUAUUGCAGCUUUAACUUUCCACCAAUUUUUUGAGGGCAUGGGGCUCGGUGGUUCCAUCUCACAGGCAAAAUUCAAGAGAAGAGCAGUUAUAGUUAUGGCAUUAUUCUUUUCGCUGACGACACCUGUGGGGAUUGCAAUUGGUAUGAUAAUCAGUGGUAGCUACGAUGAAGAGAGUUCGAGGGCUCUGAUUGUGGAAGGUAUUCUUAAUGCAGCAUCAGCAGGUAUCUUAAUAUACAUGUCACUGGUGGACCUUCUUGCGCCCGAUUUAAUGAAUCCAAAGAUCCAAGCAAGUAGCAGGCUUCAGAUUGGAGUUAACGCGUCUUUGCUUAUUGGGGCUGGCUGCAUGUCACUUCUAGCAAAAUGGGCCUAAAGCCCACUCUUCCAUAUACCUUUCUUUCCACUUCUAUAUCACAUCCAUUAAUCUCUUCUUGUAAUAGUAAGGAUUGUGUUCAUAUUUUACAACUCACUAA